AUGCAUGCCACCACCAUGUACCAUAUCAUGCCAUGCCAUGUACCAUAUACUACUCAUAUACCAUAUAUCAUGCAACACAGCAUGUAUCGUGCCAUACCACAUCAUAUUAUCGUACAUCAUGCACUAUAUACCGUACCGUACAUGUACCAUGCAAUAUGUCAUGCCGUUUAUACUGUCAACCACAUUUCGGAAAUUAAUAAUAUUGAUAAAAAUGAACAACCAAAAACAUUGGAAUCAAUUGAUUCAGCAACUAUUGCCGAUACAUCUUCUGUUAAGGAAAUGAUGGAUAAUAUAGAAGGAUCAGGAAGUAGCAAUAGUAUGAUAGAAUGGUCUGAUGAUGAGGAUUUAGGCGGUGAAGGUUCAGGUAAUCAAAAUGAAGGAUCCGGUGAUACGGAAGAAGAUCAGGAACAUGCUAUAGCACCAAUUAUUACAUAUGCUGAAGAUGGCCGGCAUACGGAAUUAAUCGAUCGAAUUACUACUAUUACUAGUACUACUUAUCAAGAACCAUCGUCGGAAACUAAAUUACCAACCAGACCGCCUGUUAUAGCUAAACCGCCAGAAGUUGGAUCAACCGAUCGUUCAACAUUAUCUGUGCUAACUGCUUUUAUUAUUAUUAUUUGGGUAUCAUUACUACUUCAUUAA
This is a messenger RNA of Brugia malayi, 642 nucleotides long. RefSeq lists its product as uncharacterized. The transcript has 4 exons. NCBI's taxonomy places the organism in Eukaryota, Metazoa, Nematoda, Chromadorea, Rhabditida, Onchocercidae. The record is from RefSeq and is a predicted model, not a curated record. Bases 1 to 642 code for a protein of 213 amino acids.